This is a messenger RNA of Clonostachys byssicola, 1320 nucleotides long. The record is from the annotation of a GenBank genome assembly. Lineage: Eukaryota; Fungi; Ascomycota; Sordariomycetes; Hypocreales; Bionectriaceae.
AUGGUAUCUAUUUCCAUGAUUGCAAUCUUUGGGCUGUCUGCCUUUACUGCCGCCGAUAUCACUGUGGCAGUCGAUGAGAAUGUAAAGCCUAUACCUCUUGAUAUCUCUACGGCCGUUACCUCGAGUACCGAAUUGCUAAAACGGAGCUGCCCGGAGGAGCUGUCCGACAAGCUCCCGUACCGACCUAAAGUGUUAAUGUCAACCUUUACUGAAUUCGAGGCACCGGACGAGUCGUUCGAGCCUAAGGACCAGAUCUUCCCUUCUUCUGACGGUCUUGUGCGAGGCGCCAUUGAGGCGUGGGCCAAACACCAGCAUCUCGUCCUGCGCCCCGACGAAGUCUGGUUUGAAAUCUUGACGCAGGUGAAUUUCUACAUGAAAAAGCAUGCUGAAGAUAUUCGCCACCUAUUUGUUGACCACGAAGGCAAAGAAAAAAUCCUGGUCGAUGAGAUCUCCUGGCGUCGCGUCGUUGGUGCGGUUUCUCAGGCGAUCCAGGAGAGAGUCAAAACGCCGUGGCUCUAUGACUGGAUCAUGCCGGGCUUUACAACCAGUGACGAAAAUGAUGACUUGACUGCCACCGUGCUUAUGAUGGGCAUGAUGCAGCACUAUUUUGAAUUUGGGGGCAGCAUUAUCUGUGGCUUACCGAAAGUUACACUGCUGGGAGAGCGUGAAGACUGGGUACAACUGUUGGAGAAACUCGACUAUUUCAAAGAAUUCGGUGAGGAGCCUCAGGAAUACGCUCAAGAACUACGACCUAUCCUUAGUCGCUUUGUGAGAACUUGGGAUGAGCCAGAUAGUGACGAAAUAAAGGAAUUCUGGGGCCAGAUCGUCCGCGCGAAGUCGAAGUUCUCAUGUGGCGGUGGUGAUCCAAAGUAUGUGUCCGGAUGGAUUACCGGAUUUCUAAAAUGGCAACCAAGUGGUAGUCUGCGGGUUUUCAAGAUGCCAGAGCGGGCACUGGGUGAGGAUAAUCCGAACUCAGACGCUAAUGGGAGUGGCAAUAAGAAUGGGGAGGUCGUUCUUGAUGGUAUCACUUAUGUCCAGGAGGACCUAUCCGAUAUCCCAAUUGGAUAUGCCAAGGUGCCGAUGAAGAUGAUAGGCUAUCCUCACGGGGGGGUUGAUACAAUGGCAUAUCUUUUAGCAGGAAAUGUCGCUGUGAACAGAACCCAGACGUCAGAUGAGGAGUUUGUUAGAGCGCAGCCGUUGAGCGCAUGGUUCAUGUACGCGCCAAUCGAUGCUGACUACGAGCCGGAAUUCCCACGUUAUGGUAGUCACAGCGAGCUUGUGGACAUUGGUAAUGCUAUUAGCAAACAAUGUCCAGCUUGA